Messenger RNA from Diachasma alloeum, 1362 nucleotides. RefSeq names its product testis-specific serine/threonine-protein kinase 4. The record is from RefSeq and is a predicted model, not a curated record. Gene Ontology annotation, cellular component: cytoplasm. Gene Ontology annotation, molecular function: tau-protein kinase activity; ATP binding; protein serine/threonine kinase activity. The coding region runs from base 108 to 1148 and encodes 346 amino acids. Gene Ontology annotation, biological process: microtubule cytoskeleton organization; protein phosphorylation; intracellular signal transduction. NCBI's taxonomy places the organism in Eukaryota, Metazoa, Arthropoda, Insecta, Hymenoptera, Braconidae. The transcript has 5 exons.
CGAUUAGAGCCAGUAACGCAUAUCCAGGAAUGAGUCCCCAUCACUUUUAAUAUUCGCGAGGGGAGGUUCGUCGUAGUGACGGUCACGAUGCUCCGGAAUUAGUGAUUAUGGCCGAGACAGAUCCAGCGACGACUCCAUCGACAUCUGGAGCUGUCGACCAGGAGAAGAAGGAGGACGACAAGAAGGAAGCUGAUACCAAGCGGACUGUUCUCGAGACUCAUGGCUACACCCUGGGUGAAAUUAUCGGCACUGGGUCGUAUGCUACCGUUAAGCUCGCGAAUUCGGAUAGGCACGAGUGUCCAGUUGCCGUGAAAAUAGUCUCGAAAUUUCAAGCACCCAGUGAUUACCUCAAAAAGUUUCUACCCAGGGAAAUAAAAGUAGCGAAAGGUUUGAGACAUCCGAAUUUGAUAAGGUUCCUCCAGGCUAUCGAAACAACACAUCGUGUUUAUAUCAUCAUGGAGUUUGCUGAGAACGGCAGUCUCCUAGAAAUCAUCCGACGUGACACUUAUAUCGAUGAAGACAGAAGUCGCAAGUGGUUCAUUCAACUUCUCAGUGCCAUUGAUUAUUGUCAUGAGAAGGGUGUUGUUCACAGGGACAUAAAAUGCGAAAAUCUGCUCCUGGACCAACACUCAAACUUGAAGCUAUCUGAUUUCGGAUUUGCGCGUGGUCACAUGAAGACGAAGAAUGGUACAGCAUCGCUGAGUGAGACCUUCUGCGGGAGUUAUGCCUACGCAUCCCCUGAGAUCCUCCGAGGGAUUCCUUACGAGCCGCAUUUAUCAGACAUCUGGUCUCUGGGAGUAGUUUUGUAUGCAAUGGUCUAUGGGAGACUGCCCUUCGAUGAUAAAAAUUACGCUCAACUGCUCAAGCAAGUCCAGAGUAAGGUGACAUUUCCAAAACUGCCGAAGGUAUCCUACGCAUGCAGAGCUCUGAUAAACAAAAUCCUGGUGCCCCAGAGGGCGAGAGCUAGAAUCCAGACAAUAAAAGAAGAUCCUUGGCUGAUAAUUCCAAUGAUAUCAGUGCAAACGUCGAUAUCGAAUAAAUCAUUACUAAAGAAUGAUGAGAAUAGUGAUGGGGAUAGGAGGAGCUGCUCUCGAGGGGAUUCCUCCAGGCAGUUGGAGCCUUCUGAUGGCCAGGAGAAUGUGAACUGAUGAUGAUUCUGUGGAUUAUUCUUGGGAUUGAACGUGCCCCUUGACAUUUGUAAUAAAAAAUUGUUUAUUUGGCAACAAAACUUAUGGGAUUUCCCUGAGACUGAGACUAGUGGUACUGGGUGAUUUGUGGAGUAUUCUGGCCAGUCAUAUGUUUGAUCGAUGCUUGGCAAUCAUCAACAGGAUUAUUGUGCUUAGUACGAAGAUACCAGCGGAU